Amphimedon queenslandica is the source of this 2713-nucleotide messenger RNA. RefSeq names its product calpain-7-like. The transcript has 23 exons. NCBI's taxonomy places the organism in Eukaryota, Metazoa, Porifera, Demospongiae, Haplosclerida, Niphatidae. The coding region runs from base 24 to 2576 and encodes 850 amino acids. Gene Ontology annotation, biological process: proteolysis. The record is from RefSeq and is a predicted model, not a curated record. Gene Ontology annotation, molecular function: calcium-dependent cysteine-type endopeptidase activity.
GCCCAUAAACAACUCAUCUUAAAAUGGAUCCUCCUAGCUAUGCUGAGGGAAGGUACAAGGAUGGGUUGGAGUGUGCCCGUAGAGCCACACUCUACGACCAGCAGAAAGACUACAGGCCAGCCCUCACCUUUUACUGUGAAGCAGCUGAAGCUUUGAACCAAUCCUGCGACCUUGAGCCAAGUUAUACUCAUGUACUGCCGAGGGUACAGGAAUACAUGAGGAGAGCUCACCAGAUUAGAGAAUACCUAGAAACUAAAGGAGACACUGAACGCUCUUUGAAGAGAUCAUCAAGCAAAGAGAGUGGUGCAAUGAGACAGCUGGAGUAUCUCAUUGAAGUGGCUCUUGGUCUGGACGAGGAGAAGAGAUACAAUGAAGCUGAGAAGACGUACACCAGUUCAGUACAAAUGGCAAUACAACUGCAAGAGCUACUCUUGAGUGAUUCUGAGAAAAGAAAAGUAACUAAACUAACCCAACAAGCAGUGGAGAGAUUGGAAGAGAUUCAGAAACUAAAGGUAGCCACUGGGUCCGGUAAAGGAUCAAAAUUGAGUGACAUACCGGACCCCCCUAAAGGUUCCCCUCUAUCAUCAGACGAAGAGGAGGAGGAAGAGGAUAAACGACCGGCUAAACCAGUCAAACAGCAUCAAUCUACUCUUCCUAAAAUGCCAUUGGUCAGUUUCUUGGACGCUGAUAAAGUUCACAAGUUUGAUGCUUAUAGUUCACCAUCUUCAUCUCUCUCAUCAACUGGAGGGGGCGGGGCCAAGCCAGGAGGAGCUAGUGGACAAUCACCUCCAGGAAGAAAUAAAGACAGACUGUCAGAAAAAGAAAUGAAAAUAUUAAAGAUUAAUUCUAAAAUAAAUGGAGUUGUUUAUCUACCUUGGAAUGAUUCUGAUUUGUCAGAGUUGAGAACAGUGUCAGCUCUACCAAUGGAUUACGUUGAUCCUGAUGGACUCCCUAAACUAGCAGAGAAACAAAAAGCAAGACUAGCAGGAUGGCAACGCCCAGGAGAGAUCUGUGAUAACCCAAAAAUGUGUCACUUAAUAUCUAGUCUAUCAAUAAAACAAACAAUGAUUGGUGAUUGUUCAUUUGUUGCUUCACUUGGUGUGUGUGCGGACUAUGAGAGAAGAUUUAAAAGAAAAUUAAUUACGAGUUGUAUUUUCCCUCAGAAUCGUCACAAGGAGCCAAUAAUAAACCCAAACGGAAAGUAUCUCAUUAAACUAUUCUUGAACGGUUGCCGGAGAAAGGUGGUGAUUGACGACCUCCUCCCUGUGGAUGGAUACUCUAAUAUCCUUGGAUCUUACUCUAACAGUCGGGACGAGUUCUGGGUCAGUUUAUUAGAGAAAGCAUACAUGAAGGUUAUGGGUGGGUACGACUUUCCAGGAUCAAGCUCAAAUAAUGAUUUACAUGCUUUAACUGGUUGGAUUCCGGAAAGAAUUGACAUCAAAGAAUCAAAUAAAGACAAAACCUUUAAAAUGCUUGAAGCUAAACUGAAAGCAGGUAGUGCCCUUGUUACCAUGGGAACGGGUCCCUUGACUAAGGAAGAGUCUGAGCGAACUGGCCUAGUCCCAACUCAUGCUUAUGCUGUACUGAGAGUUACUGAAACCUGCGGAGUGAGACUCCUACAACUGAAGAACCCAUGGAGCGAGAAGAGAUGGAAAGGCAGUUUCUCUGAAAGAGAUGCAACUAACUGGACUCCGGAGCUUAAGAGAGCUCUCAAUUAUGACCAAUCACUUGCACUUCAGGUUGAUAACGGUGUGUUCUGGAUAGACUGGACGGCAGUCUGUCGGUUUUAUGAUACCUUGUACAUGAACUGGGACCCAGAAAUGUUCCACCAUAAGUACACGAUACACGACUGUUGGGCCCCAGGUGAAGUGGAGAAGGAUCUGUAUAAUAUAAGUAAUAACCCUCAAUAUUCACUGACUGUUAAUGCACCAGAGAAUGGAGGGACAACCUGGAUACUGCUGUCCAGACACAUCACAACCAAAAGUGACUUUGCCAAAAAUGAAAAGUUCAUUACACUUCAUGUUGUGUCUUCUAAUGGACAUCGCCAAUACCUCCCACCUGAUAAAUACGUUCACAUGGGGGUUAAAAUUAACACCCCACAUUAUCUUGUUAAAUUGAACGGACUGUCCCAAGGAUCCCAUAGCUACACAGUGAUAGUCUCACAGCUUGAGAGCCUCAGUCAGAUAUACUACACUAUAAAGGUAUAUUCAACUUGUAAGUUUGUGUUCCGUCAAGUACCAGCUGUGUACAAUCAAUCCAAAGAACUGAGGGGUCAGUGGAAGGUCAAUAAUCCCAGACCCAGUUUCAAACUAACAAUAAUAUCAAAUACUGCUGCUGCAAUGGUACAGAUCAAGGGACCAAGAAAAUAUGGUGUUUGGAUCGGUGUCCAUUCUACUACUCAAUCCUAUCACAAAGAUACAGGAGUAGCUAGGCGUGGCUUUAAUGUGCUUCAAUUGGGUACUGUGCUAGCUGGAGACUACAUUGUUACCGUGGCAACUUAUCCAGAGGGGCAAGAGGGUCCAUUUUUUAUUAAAGUUUGUACUGAUGGAGCAUUCAACCUUGAGCCCAAUGACUAACAGCAACCAUCAUAUUAUUAUAAUUAUUAUUAUAUAUACAUGCAUCUAUUAACAGCUGUUUAUUUUGCUGCAAUCAUUGUCUUUCUCUUCAGAAUAUUUUUAUCCAUUUAUAAGAAACACUAACAGCACUUGAUUCA